Striga hermonthica is the source of this 1227-nucleotide messenger RNA. NCBI's taxonomy places the organism in Eukaryota, Viridiplantae, Streptophyta, Magnoliopsida, Lamiales, Orobanchaceae. The record is from the annotation of a GenBank genome assembly.
AUGGAGUCGCUUCUUUGUUCAAAUUUUUUAAUUUCAUCAGCUCAUGCAAUAUUCCGGACAACUUAUUCCAUAAAACGAUGUCGGAACAAAUCGGUGGGGAGAAAUUUUCAGUCUUCUCCCCUUGUUGUCCGUUCGAAAAGGUCUAGCUAUCAAGAUUUUCAGGAGUACGCCAAACCGUCACAACUGUUACCAGCUACAGAAGUUAGGGAUUGUAAGGAUGCCUCAGUUGGGAAGAUGGUUUCUUCUUUUGUGUCUGACAAAUCAGUCUCCUUGUUCAAAGUCGAGAUACAGACAAGUAAAAUUUACGGGUCAGGUCUUUGUGACAUGAACUCCUUGAUUUUAUUGUGUUUGAUUGACGAGGAUGGUCGUGCGAUUUUACAAAGAUUACCUGCUACUUCAUUUGGAGCUACUGAUAUCGAUGAUGUUUUGCAUUUUCAAAGAGGCGCUGUUGAUGAAUUUGCUUUUGUGGGGCCCAAUAUUGGGAAAAUUGCAGCCGUUUGGAUCAGCUUGAAUUCAGGUCAAUGGAGAAUAGGUGGCAUAAGUUUGACUGUCAGCUCUCAUAGUCAACCUUCAUAUCUAGAAAAUACCCCCGAAAACAAACCUCUAACCAGUUUACAGUACGAUUUCGAAUGCGAAGACAUCUUGCUUGGCGAGAAAAGUGAUGCUCCUAUGAUGGAAUUCAGACCUCGAUCAAUAACCUCAUUCUCGGACAACGAGUCAACCUUAUUUGAUUCCACGAAUGCACCACCCUCCUUCGAUAGACCCACCGCAGCAUAUGAGCAAAGCAUGAAGGAAUAUUCGUACCUAAAAUUCUCGUUGUUAUUAUACGACACGGUGCUGAUUCUGGCAGGUUCCACAUUUGCGUAUUUCUCGGUUGGUGAAAAUGCUUCGUUCGUGUUCUUGGUGGGUGGACUGUUCGGAUUCUUUUAUCUGUUAUUGCUGCAAAAGUCGGUAGAUGGUAUAUCGGCUCAGGAUUUCGUCCCAGGUGAGGAUAGUGAGAGCUCUGGUCAAGUUUUCGGAAGUUUGAAUCUGAAGGGGCCCAUUUCGAGCCUGGCACUGGCAUUUGCAUUUGCUGUAGCGGCUUUGAAGUAUGGCUUGGGUGAGGGUGCUGUUAGGUUGACCCCAAAAGAUGUUAUAUUUGGGAUGAUGGGAUUUCUCAUGUGUAAGGUGUCGGUGGUGUUGGCUGCGUAUAAGCCGGUGAGCCUUAGUUUACGAGAUAAGAAAUAG